AUGUUGAUGAUUAUGGAAAUCCAAAGUUAAGUGCACAUCUAAAUGAUUUUUUAUUAAAAAUACCACCAGCAGAAGAUUCUUUUAUUGGAGAUCACCAUAUUUUAUUUAAAUCUGAGGAUAAAAUUAAUUUACAACUAGAAAUUAUGGAAUUUGCAGCAGCUGAUAAAGAAAGUUUAGUUGAUUAUGAUGAAGAAGAAUUAGAAAAGUUAAUUAAUAUUUAUGGAAUAGCUAAAGAGCUUAAUUACCCAAUGCCAAUUAUUGAUGCCGAUCUAAACCUUUUGAGUUCAAAUGUGAAUAGUAUGAAUAUUACAGAUGCGAUACAAAGUCAUGACGUAUUUGUGUCUGGAUGGGCUCUAAAAUCAAACAAGAAUUACAAACGAGAACCAUGGAAACGAAUAUCAAAAGAUGUGAAACAUUUAUUGGAAAAUAUGUUUCAUACCGGAACUGCAAAUCCAAAUAACAAAUUUUCAGCUGAACAAAUGCAUGAAGAGCUUGUGCGUCGUGUUCAACUCGGAGAACUUGACGAAAAUGACAUACCCAAAACUUCUACCAUUCAGAAUUGGAUUACUGGUUUCUCACGGAAAUGGAAAGAAGUUAUGACAAUACGUGAAUUAGAAGCAAGAGAAAAUGCUAGAACGGCAUGA
Messenger RNA from Funneliformis caledonium, 644 nucleotides. The record is from the annotation of a GenBank genome assembly. NCBI's taxonomy places the organism in Eukaryota, Fungi, Glomeromycota, Glomeromycetes, Glomerales, Glomeraceae.